GCACUACACGACCAUGAUCCUCCGGUUCACCAGCAAAGACGGCCUGUUCCGGCUCAAUGUCGAGCCCACGACUGCCUUCACCGAUAUCCUGCCCCAGCUCGCGGAGAAGCUACCCAAGAACACGGACAUCGAGAGCAUAAGCGUGGGCAACCGCCCCCAGGGAGGCGACUUUAGGAAGAUAGCUUCACUCAAGGGCGUCACGUUCCAGCAGGUUGGACUGUCAAACGGCGCACAGCUCUUCCUCAACUUCGACGAGCAGGCCCCGGUAUCAAACGGCCAUGGUGCAGCUCCGGCAAAUGCAUCCCGCCUGAAUGGCAAGCCAGUCGAAGCCUCCGAUAUGCCCUCCGUGCCCCUCGGCGGCCCCGUAGAAGUCAUCAAGAACCCGUGGGAGGUGGUCAAGCAGUCGCCGCUCGACGACAGACUGGACAGGCAAGACGGCAAGAUCCCACGGAAGCGCGACGCGAGGAUGUGCACACACGGACCCAAGGGCAUGUGCGACUACUGCAUGCCGCUGGAGCCCUACUCGGCCGAGUACCUCGCCGAGAAGAAGAUCAAGCACCUCUCGUUUCACUCCUAUCUGCGAAAAGUAAAUUCUGCCAAGAACAGGCCGGAGCUCGGCAGCUCGUACAUGCCUCCGCUCACCGAACCAUACUAUCGCGUGCGACCAGACUGCCCAUCAGGACACAAGCCGUUCCCAGAGGGCAUCUGCACGAAAUGCCAGCCUAGCGCUAUCUCGCUCAAGCCGCAGGAGUACCGCAUGGUUGAUCACGUCGAGUUUGCUUCGAUACAGGUUGUGGACGAUCUCAUCAACUUCUGGCGAAAUACUGGGUGUCAGCGGUUAGGCUUUCUGUAUGGCCGGUACGAGGAGUACACCGAGGUGCCUCUGGGAACGAAAGCCAUCGUCGAGACAAUCUAUGAGCCGCCGCAGGUCAACGAGGUGGAUGGCAUUUCGCUGGGAGAUUGGGACAACGAGAAAGAGGUCGACGAGAUUGCUGCACAGUGUGGACUUCAGAGGGUGGGAGUAAUAUUCACAGAUCUGCUGGAUGCGGACAAGGGUGACGGGUCUGUCAUCUGCAAGCGCCACAUCGACUCCUACUAUCUAUCCUCUCUUGAAAUCAUCUUCGCAGCGCGGUACCAGGCGAAAUACCCACGGCCGUCCAAGUGGAGCGAGACGGGCAGGUUUGGGUCGAAUUUCGUCACCUGUGUCAUCAGCGGUGACGACCAGGGACAGAUUGGAAUCUCGUCCUAUCAAGCCUCGAAUGCUGCGGUCGAGAUGGUGCGAGCAGACAUUAUCGAGCCUUCAGCGGAGCCGUCAGUCAUGCUUGUCCAGUCGGAGGACGACAACGAGGCCCUCAACCGAGCGCGGUACAUUCCUGAGGUGUUUUACAGGAGAAUCAACGAGUACGGGGCGAAUGUUCAAGAAAGCGCCCAACCCGACUUUCCUUACGAGUACCUUCUCAUCACGCUUACUCAUGGUUUCCCGUCUCAACCAAAUCCCCUCUUCACUGGAGGCAAGUUUGCCAUCGAAAACCGCGAUAUCAUGGGUGAGAUGCCUGAUAUACCAGCGUUGGGCAAAGCGCUCAACGCUAGGGCGAACGGUCUUGCGCUCAACACUACAAGUGGCCUCAACGCCAUAUCGAAUUUCCACUUGCUUUGCUUCAUCCACAGUCUAGGUAUCUUGUCGCCGGAUGAAGCCUCCCUCCUCUUCAAAGUCGCCUCGACUCACGAUGCCUCAGAAGGCUCAGCGCUGCAACACACCAGCGGCUGGGCCACGCUGUUGACGGUCCUCAAAGAAAGUGGUGAGCGCCCCCCGAAACGUUCUUAUCAGUCUCCGUCUCUCACCUCUGCGGCUCACCGCGAGCUGAGGAGGCAGCCUUCUUAUGGUUCCGACUCCGAUUCUGUACAGCUGGCUAAGAGGGUAAAGGGGGUUAGUCUGAAGGGAAAUCAAAUGCUAAAACCGAACACCAGCCGCCCAAAGACCCUCUCCGAAGUAACCGCCCAAGACAACACGAUCCAGAUCCUCUCGCGCACACUACAGUCCUCCAACCUCCCACACAUGCUCUUCUACGGGCCCCCCGGCACAGGAAAAACCUCGACCAUUCUCGCACUUGCCAAGCAGCUCUACGGGCCCGAACUCAUGAAGAGCCGCGUGCUCGAGCUCAACGCCUCAGACGAGCGCGGAAUCAGCAUCGUGCGGCAGAAAGUCAAGGACUUUGCGCGCCAGCAGCUCAGCACCGCGCCGACGUACAGCGUCAUGGCCGAGGACAAGGAGGGCGGCGAGGGCAAGAUGGUGAGGUACAGGGAUCUGUACUCGUGUCCGCCCUUCAAGAUCAUCGUGCUCGACGAGGCCGAUAGCAUGACGCAGGAUGCGCAGUCCGCGCUGCGCAGGACUAUGGAGACGUACAGUAAGAUGACCAGGUUCUGCCUUGUGUGUAAUUACGUUACGCGCAUUAUCGAUCCGCUGGCGUCGCGGUGUAGCAAGUUUCGCUUCAAGAGCUUGGAUCAGGGGAACGCGGUGAAGCGCGUGUCGGACAUUGCGAGGCUGGAGAACGUGGGGCUCGACGAGGGCGUCGCGCAGGAACUUGUUCGAGUCGCGGACGGUGAUCUGCGGAAAGCUAUCACCUUCCUGCAGUCUGCGGCACGGCUCGUAGGCGCCACGCAGGGGCUGAAAGAAGGCAGUUCUACGAGGAAGAGGAAGAUCAUCCCCGACGACGAUGACGACGAAGACAACACUAACACCCCCGACGCGAUGGACCUCGACCCCCCCUCCACCACAUCACAACAAUCAUCCACCGUCUCGCUCCGCGCCAUCGCCGAAAUCGCAGGCGUAAUCCCCGCUCCCACGCUCUCCUCCCUCACCACCUCCCUCUUCCCCACGUCCGCAUCCAAAACUAUCCGCUACGCUGAGAUCGCGCGCGUCGUCGAGAAUAUGAUUGCUGAGGGGUGGAGCGCCACGCAGACGCUCGGCCAGCUGUACGAGACGGUCAUGUUUGAUGAGCGGGUGGAGGAUGUUAAGAAGGUUAGGCUUGUGGCGGUGUUUAGCGAGACGGAUAAGCGGCUUGUGGAUGGGGGGGAUGAGCAUCUUGCUGUGCUGGAUUUGGGGGUUAGGGUUGCGGGGGUGUUGUGUGGGGCGUAG
This is a messenger RNA of Dothidotthia symphoricarpi CBS 119687, 3136 nucleotides long. Its product is annotated as NPL4-domain-containing protein. Gene Ontology annotation, biological process: ubiquitin-dependent protein catabolic process; DNA replication. Gene Ontology annotation, molecular function: DNA binding; ATP binding; ubiquitin binding. Gene Ontology annotation, cellular component: nucleus. Lineage: Eukaryota; Fungi; Ascomycota; Dothideomycetes; Pleosporales; Dothidotthiaceae. The transcript has 4 exons. Bases 14 to 3136 code for a protein of 1040 amino acids. The record is from RefSeq and is a predicted model, not a curated record.